AUGGAUUCGACCGGCACGGCCCGUUUCCGCCUACUCUCUCUCCUCGUCCUCGUCGUUGCCCUCUGUCAAGCGUCGAGAGCCGGCGUCGUCGGUGGACAGUUCAACUAUGACAGACUUCCUAAAUAUCAGCCGGCCGAGGCCUUGUAUGCGGAUGUGGGCGUCAUCACUCUCGACCGUGACGCCUACGAACGAGGAGCGGUCCACUUCACGAGCCGCGCCACCAUACCUGUCGGUGUCGUCGACAAGGAAGACUUCUUGAAAAAAAUUGCCGUCGAGUUUCAGUAUUGCAGCGAGGAGUACUUUGAAGUGCUCAAAACGGCCGAGAGACAAGGUCAGCCCACGUCUCAGGCAGCUCGGAGCCUGUUCCGAACUCCCAACGCACCGGCUGUCGUCUCCGCCUUUCAUGACGGCAGAGCCGAUGAUUCCAUCGUUUACCUCGCCUCCUCCCAGAAGGGAGGGCACAAAGCGUCGGACGCCGUCAGAGGCCACCCUGAACUGAUGGCCGAGUGCGCCACGCACGGAUUUAAGGGAAAGUGCGCCGAGUUCAGCGCCAUCGAGGAGUUCUUAAAGGUCGACGAGGGCGGCCUGCUGAAGUACAAAAAUCUCGAAAAUUUCGGCGGCAAGGCCAUCAUGGUGGCAACCAAGCACCAUUCGUACACGGGAUCCAUCGAAAUCUUGCCUGCCUGCACCGGAGGUGCGGCGCCGUUGAAUCGAGCACUGACGCUCGAGACGUCCAAGAGAACCAGGGGAUGCGUCCACACUCUUGACGCCUACGGCAUCAAGCAACUGGCCGACGAGCCCGGCACCGUCUACAGGCUGCAGGCUGAUCGGAAGACGGUGUUGAAAUGCUCCGAAGCGAACGAAUCCGCCUGUAAGGAUUCUUACCGUGAUGAAGUCCCCGAGGGAGAGGUGACGCAGCCGACGGAGGGAAAAGAAGGGGCAAAGGAGAGUGAAAAUGUCUGGAAAAAGGAAUGGGAGCACUUCAAGGACGACAGCUCGUCAACGCAGGAGCAGAUGGAAGUGGAGCGACUAAUGGGGAAGGAGGCUACGAUGGACAAUGAAAGGGAAGGGAAUCGACCGAUGGAGAUGGAGGCCAAGUCGAGCAAAUCGACGGAUGACCAUGCCCUAGAAUCGAUGGCCGAGUGGCAGGCGGAAAGCUAUUUCCGCUCGACCAUGGAACAGCGCGGCUAUGAAAAGGUCUUGAAAGACAUGGGCCCCAUCUACGACAAACUCAGGGUCGGGUUCGACAGGGGCUCGAUACCACGCAUCACUCGCAUAAAGUCCAUGGCGGGCAAGAUUUCCUUGCUGGCCCCGGAAAUGGCCAUCAUCGGCUUGCCAUUUUUCGCUCUCAACAUCAAAAACACCUUUACGAACCCCAACUCGACAGGGUGGGACAAGGCGGCGGCAGUAACGGACAUCGUCCCCUUUCUCGGUUGCUUCGUUCACAUGGUCGCCGACAUCAAGCAUGAGCAGGAGAAGCAAGCGGAGCCGAUAAAGACGAUGAAGGUGGCGGCCGGAACGGCCCUCUGCAUUUUGGAUAACUUUCUCCCCAUCUCCAUGAUAUACGACAUGGGCAAAUCGCUUCCCAGCUUGGUGGGCUCGGAGAGCAAAUGCCAGCAAGGAGCUGGCGGCUUCGAAGCAAACCGGGAUAUCGCCUGGGACGUCGAAACGGGCGAUAUUGUCGCCCGGAUCCGCUCCGAUGCCGUCUUCAACGAUGUCAACCGCAUCUUUCAAUCGCACCAGGUCAGCACCAUCUUCCGGGCCUGCCAGCGAGCUGGCGACCUGCAGGCCUCCCUGCACCUGACGCAGGCGAUGGGUAACGAGACGAGCUUGACCAAGUCCGAUGUGGAAAUGACGUUGGCGGAACAAGUCGAUCGGGAGACGGAAGAGAACAAGGAACUCGUCAAGAAGGCCGUUCUGGCCAGAAUCCUCAACUCGACCCUGUCAGCAAGUCUCGAUUUCAACGCAAAGUUCAUUGGCCAAUACAAAGCCGAGUGCGAUGGGAUGAGGCUAAGUGAUAUUUUCAUGUUCGGUUUUGACAUUUCCGGGCAUGUUGCAGCACGCCAGAGGUUCAUCGACUGGCUUGAGCUGCAGAAACCGCUACCCCCAGACUUGCAACAAAAUCGGAUUGAAGGGGCGGUGAACGAGGUGAUUAUGCGACUGCCAUGA
Messenger RNA from Drechmeria coniospora, 2169 nucleotides. RefSeq lists its product as uncharacterized. The coding region runs from base 1 to 2169 and encodes 722 amino acids. The record is from RefSeq and is a predicted model, not a curated record. The transcript has 2 exons. Lineage: Eukaryota; Fungi; Ascomycota; Sordariomycetes; Hypocreales; Ophiocordycipitaceae.